UCCAAAACAACUUUUUGAAGGUCUGCCUUUGAUUUCACGGUCUGCACAUGCGCUGUUUGGCGCGAGACGACCGUUAGACCCGAUGACGUUUUUCAACGCAUGAGUUUAGCAAGCAAAAGACACCGUGACCUUCGCCUACAACAAGCGUGAUCGGGGUUUUCUAUUGGAGAAGCAGUUUCUGCCCAUCUUUAUAUUGUACGGUCUUUGCUGUGAUCAUGCGCUAUUCGUAUUUUGCUAACAGGAACCGGAUGAGGGCUGGUUCCCGUGCUGACGUCCUUGGCAAACAGCGACACGUGGAGGACCAACAUGCAAAGACAACAACAGUACUCGCUUUAGCGUCACCCAUGUUGACAAAAUUAUCAACGUCCAGGAUAAACAACGAUGUUGAGGAGGAACUACAACGACAUAAGGUAGAAAGUUGUUUAUGACUAUGUUGUCGAUGUUGCAUCGUUUUGCACGUUCAUUGUCGUAUGUCUGCCUCGGAUGCUGUACAUUAACUGGCCAUGCAUUUGCGUCUAAACUACAUUAAUCCGGUUUUAGCCCCCAUGAUAACCGCUCGUGGAGUUGCAACGGGCUUUCAUUGUGCAGCCAAAGCAAUGAGCGCUGCAGCAGGUUCAUCGCCAUUCGAGCCUCCAGAGCAUUGUCUGCCUGGAGUCCAGGAAACACGCCCUGGGAGCCCGCCGCGACUGCAGAGACUGGUCGACAUUCCGGGAUGCCAACCGGACCGAGUCAACGACUUGCUUCUACUCUGUAACGUUACUUCGGAUUCACAGGGACGGUGCGGUUCAGACGCCGAAGAUCGCAGUGCACAUGUUGUGUUUUUCCCUGGAGACAUACAGAAUUUCCAGCAGGAGAUGUCGCUCCAGCCAGAGGGGGCGCAGUGGCUAUCCUGGAGCCUGGAGAACGUCGCCCUCACCCUGGGUCGCCGCUUCCCUGACCGCCACGUGUGGGUGAUUCGAGCCUCCCGCAUGUACCUGCACAAGUUCAGCUGCUAUCACAACUUUGUGGAGAGCAACCUGUUUGGAGCGCCCGAGCACUCACCUGACUACGGAGCAUUUCGCCACCUGAGGGCACUGCUGAGCAACGGCAUGGAGCGCGCUGGCUUGCCCAACCCCCUCCCACUUCAAAGGGGUGGCGACACAGUCGCCCCGGGUUUCUCCUUGGCCGUGGUGGGCUUCAGCAAAGGCUGCGUGGUGCUCAACCAGAUGGUGUACGAGCUGGCGAGGGCACGGGCUGACCCGGAGCUGGGGCCAUUUGUGGAGCGCCUUUCAGACAUGUACUGGCUUGACGGUGGCCACCCGGGAGGCAGCGAGACCUGGGUGACUGACAAGCGGGCGCUGGGGGAACUGGCGGCCAGCGGGGUUGCGGUCCACGCCCACGUGACACCGUACGAAGUGCGUGACCCCAUGCGAGCCUGGGUGGGCCGAGAGCAUGGGCGCUUUGUCAAGAAACUUGAGGAUCUAGGGGCCCGACUCAGCCAGAAGAUGCACUUUGAGGAUGAGCCUGCAUCCAUCGAGAACCACUUCCGGAUCAUCCAGGAUUUCUGAGGCGUUUGUUCAUUCCUGAUUGUCUAUUGGCAUGCAAAGUAAAAAAAAAAUACUGGCAAAACUUGAUUUGAUUUGCAAAUU
This is a messenger RNA of Oncorhynchus tshawytscha (Chinook salmon), 1628 nucleotides long. It is a transcript of the gene lg26h2orf69, whose product is annotated as linkage group 26 C2orf69 homolog. NCBI's taxonomy places the organism in Eukaryota, Metazoa, Chordata, Actinopteri, Salmoniformes, Salmonidae. Gene Ontology annotation, cellular component: mitochondrion. The transcript has 3 exons. The record is from RefSeq and is a predicted model, not a curated record. The coding region runs from base 504 to 1547 and encodes 347 amino acids.